Molecule: messenger RNA, 945 nt
Organism: Chenopodium quinoa (quinoa)
Lineage: Eukaryota; Viridiplantae; Streptophyta; Magnoliopsida; Caryophyllales; Amaranthaceae
Exons: 2
Coding region: 1-945 (314 amino acids)
Source: RefSeq, a predicted model, not a curated record
AUGUCAAAUGUCGUCAAUGACCAACACAUAAUUGACGAAUACAUUGAUAGCUUCUUAAAUUCAUAUGUAGAAGAUACUAUUACUUUUGAUAUUUUAACAAGUAUUAACGUUGCAAUUACACAAGUUGUCUCAUCCUCUACUAAAAACACUAGAAAAAAACAAAAUCCUAACACUGAUAGGCGUCGUGAAGAAGGCCAUCUAAGAAUAUGGAAUGAUUACUUCUCUAAUAGUCCUAUAUAUUCAUAUGAUCAAUUUUGGCGAAGGUUUCGAAUGAGGAGGAGUUUGUUCCUUUGUAUUGUAAAUAAUCUAGAAGAUCAUUAUGAGUAUUUUAAACAAAGAUAUGAUGCUGUUGGUAGAAAAGGAUUAUCCCCUCUUCAAAAGUGCACUGCAGCAAUGAGAAUGUUGGCGUAUGGGGUUUCAGGCGAUGCUGUAGAUGAUUACGUGAGAAUUUCUGGAAACACGACAAUUGAGUGCCUUAAAAAAUUUUGUAUUGGUAUCAAUAAGAUAUUUGGAAAGCAUUAUUUGAGAAGCCCUACAACUGAUGACAUUCAUAACAUACUUGAGGAAUCGGAGCGUCGUGGUUUUCCGGGAUCUAACAAUGAUAUCAAUGUGUUGGAUCGCUCGCCAAUAUUUAAUAAUUUUCUUGAAGGAUGUGGUCCUGAAGUUCAAUUUACUUUAAAUAGAUCUGUAUACAAUAUGGGAUACUAUCUUGCAGAUGGGAUUUAUCCAGAAUGGCCAGUUUUUGUAAAAACCAUUCCUCGGGCAGAUUUGUUAUCAAAGAAGAGGAAGUUGUUUGCAAGACUUCAAGAAGGUGCAAGUAAGGAUAUCGAACGAGCAUUUGGGGUGUUACAAAAAAGAUUUGCAAUAGUUUCUAACCCAGCACGUCUUUGGGAUAAACAUGAGGUUGGAGAUGUCAUGCAUGCAAGCAUGCAUUAUAUUGCAUAA